Molecule: messenger RNA, 2190 nt
Organism: Giardia duodenalis
Lineage: Eukaryota; Fornicata; Diplomonadida; Hexamitidae
Product: Kinase, STE STE20
Exons: 1
Coding region: 1-2190 (729 amino acids)
Biological process (GO): protein phosphorylation
Molecular function (GO): protein kinase activity; ATP binding
Source: RefSeq, a predicted model, not a curated record
AUGGGAUACAAGCUACUAAAGAUACUGGGUUCCGGUGGCUUCGGUUCAGUGUACUUGGCGCUAGAUGAAAAGACAAUGACCUACGUGGCUAUCAAGACAGUAGAUUUAGAGCAGUCACUUUCAGAGCUGGAUGUGGUCCAGAAAGAGGUUACCCUCAUGACUAGGUUGAUGUCUAACUACACUAUCCGUUACUAUAGGUCGUGGUGCACAGAGAGCACCUUGAACAUAGCCAUGGAGGCUGGCCUCUGCUCUGUGGCAGAUAUACUGAGCAUAGUCGGACCCCUCAACGAAGCUACUGCGUGCUUCAUUAUGUACCACUUGGUUAAGGGGGUUGCGUAUCUUCAUGAAUCCAAGGUCAUACACAGAGAUUUAAAGUGUGCCAAUAUCCUUGUGACCGAUGACAGCACGUCUUCAACCGUGGCACAGCAGCCUGAUGGCUUGGCAAAGCGGCUAAUUGACUUAAUACUGGGCAAACCUGUUUCUCCAGGUCUCUUUUCUGAAACCUCCAGGCCGAGGAGCUCUCAUGGAAGUUACAUCUCGACUAUUGCUCGCUCUUUUUCUCCUCGGCCAAAUUCUGACUCUGCAGCUGCCUUAUCAUUGGGAAUCAAGCUCUGCGAUUUUGGUGUCUCGACGACAAUUUCUUCGACCAUGUCCAAAAGAUGCUCGUUUGUUGGCACACCUUAUUGGCUUUCCCCAGAGGCUAUUACCAAAAAUGAGUGCGAUUCUUUUUCUGAUAUCUGGGCAGUUGGAAUCUGCCUCUAUGAGCUUAUUUUUGGCCACCCACCUCACCACAAACUCUCUCCCACGAAGGCCAUGAUUGAAAUAGCGAGAAAUUCGUCCAGCACAUCACUGUUUGAUGACAAGGUUGAGAUCUCCAAGACGUGCAGAGACUUUGCUGCCUGCUGUUUGGACAGAGACAAGACUAAUCGAUGGCCUGCAAGUAAGCUCUUGACCCACAAGUGGUUCAAAACCAUCCAGAAGGUCUCUGCACGCGAUGUUCUAGCCCCCAUUAUGGAGAAAUACUUUCGUGACUUCAAUAGACGAGAGCAGGAUCGCUUACACGACCCCUUUGCCAUACAAACAAAACAAGAUGAUCUGGGCUAUAUUUGGCUUCCCGAAGAACAGGGUUCUGCCGAGGAAGAAUUUGUUCCAGUUAAACAAGCUGCUGCUUCCCGGGCAAGAGCCAAUGCGGGCUCCGAGAUAAAUGUCACAUUCUCUCCAGAAGAUCCCUAUUUAAAUCAAUUAGACCACGAGAAGAUUCAGCCGACCAAGAAACAAGAAGAUUGGAGCUUUUCUAGUGACACAUCCGAGAACUCUCCCCAACAUUCCAAAUUAACAUCACCACCACCACCUCACCUAGAGCAGAAUGUCGGCCAGCUAAGCGCUACAGGAGAAGAUAUAAACGGCCAAGAUGUUAUCCUACCCCUGCAAAGCGUUGCUGAUGGCUUCACUGACUCUUUGCAAGGGGGUGGAUGUGCCCGAGUUUCUACUGAUGAGUCAAAUGAGCCAUCGCCGACUAUACAUCCGUCAGAGCUAGUUCACAAAGAUCUAUCUAAUGCUACCCCAUUGAAGGAUACCGUUAAUAGACCGACUACCGCCGUUAAACUACACUCAGUCCUCUCACAGGAUCCCAGUCAGAAAACCCAAAUUCACAUACCUGGUGCGCAAAUCACCGAUGCACUUAAGGUUCCUCAGGUCCCACAGAUCCCCGCCAUUCCUCCCGCUCCCGCUUUUUCAGAUAGUGUAAGCCUCUCUGCCAGGCAUCGCACAGAUAAGUACAGCUUAACCAGUCCCGGACCCUCCUCACGUAGCGAACUUCGAAAAUUGAGCUUCAACUCAAGCGAUCCGCCAGGUUACAAGACGCCUCCUCCACCUUCCUUUAUUACCAGCAGCAAGCUAGAAGCCUCGAAAACAUAUAGCACAAUUAGCGCCACUCUGUCCAGAAGCCAAAAGAACAGUGUGGAUAUUUUAAUUGCGACGUUGAGGACUGUCGCAGCCUCUCACCAGGUAGAAAGCGUGGAGCAGCUAGUUUCUGAAUUUUCUGCACUAGGAAACGAUUUCUGUGACAGCUUUAUAAAGCGCCUCUGUCUUACAAAGCUUUCUCACGACCGGGAAACACUGCUUCUAUCUGCAACAUCUUUGCAAGAUCCGUUGCUGAAAGCCCUAAAUGACAGGUCUAGUGUGCAGUAA